GGCCAAUCAGCUGUUCUGUUAAUGAAGCAGAUUCGAUACAAAACAAGUUUUGUUUUAAUAAUUGUAGUGUUGUUCAAUAAUUAUUAGUUAAUAAAACUUGAAUUAAUUUCAUAAUGUCGGCAAAUAAAAAGAAGAAUUUGAAUUCUAUGGAGGAAGACCCCACAGCUGACGAUUCGGAUAGCUCGAUUGAGGAUGAUGAUGAUGAUGAACCUCAUCCCGAUGCAUAUACCGGCAAUGAGGAAGUGGAAAUUGAUUUCGAAGGUCGUGCCCCCACUGAUCCAGAUUGUCAUGGAAUUUCACAACUCUUACAGCGCGUGUUUCUGCGUGCGGCAGUAAACACCAUGCAAAUGGCAGAUAUGAUAAUUGCUCAAAAUUAUGUGGGCAGUGUUAUUUGCCAAUGCGAGCCAGAUGGUGCUGAGAGUGACAUGGACGAUGAUAUGGUUGAAGAAGGCACAAUAUUUGGUAUUACAACAGUCAUCAACUUGACUGCAAAAAAGGACAUUGCUUGCAUAGAGCAAUUGCGUGGAUAUAUAAUACAGCGAGCUGAAAAAAAUGCGCCAGAUUCAGUAUUGACACACCUACGAGAUGUGCUCGGAAAUGAGGGGCGACCAGUGGGAUUUCUUAUCAAUGAACGUUUCAUAAAUAUACCAGCACAAAUCUCAGUGCCGUUACUAGAGAAUUUACAUAAAGAAGUGCUAACAGCUAAACAGAAGGGCAUGCAAUUUAACUUCAGUUAUUUUAUAAUGAUAGUUAAAUUCUACCGAAAAGAGGCACGCAAGGGAAAACCUGCUGAAGAUACAUAUACGAAUGCCGAAGAGGAAGUAAUUUGUUCCAAAGCAGUAAAUUCAUUCGAGUAUUCUGUUGCAGACGAGUGUGAUGUUGGUAUGAGUGGAGAUUGGCUAGAAGGCGACGCGACAUUAACACCUUAUCGCAAAAUUAUCUUACUUGACGCUAAGGAGCUACCACAUUUAAUUGACGAUAUUAGAAAUUACAUCAAUGGAGUGUAAAAAUUAUAUAAAAA
This is a messenger RNA of Bactrocera neohumeralis, 1021 nucleotides long. Its product is annotated as protein BCCIP homolog. The record is from RefSeq and is a predicted model, not a curated record. Gene Ontology annotation, cellular component: nucleus. The transcript is spliced from 3 exons. Bases 114 to 1007 code for a protein of 297 amino acids. Lineage: Eukaryota; Metazoa; Arthropoda; Insecta; Diptera; Tephritidae.